Molecule: messenger RNA, 2935 nt
Organism: Oncorhynchus kisutch (coho salmon)
Lineage: Eukaryota; Metazoa; Chordata; Actinopteri; Salmoniformes; Salmonidae
Product: uroplakin-1b
Exons: 11
Coding region: 1983-2780 (265 amino acids)
Cellular component (GO): membrane
Source: RefSeq, a predicted model, not a curated record
ACAGUUGCUGGGGAAACGUCAAAUACCCGCCCCGGGGAGGUUCACAUUCAGCCACCACUGCGCCUAAAGAUCAGUGGCAUUGACAUUUUGUAGUAACUGAGGAAAAACAAUAACUUGUCAUACGAAAAGAUGGCAGACCCAGCAACAGACAAAGUGCUUAUAACAGAGACGGCUGAACUGUCUUCACGUUCUGUGCCAUCCUACUUUGACCCCUAUGAGCGCUCUGUAAAAUACAUGGAAAGUCAUCAAAUUCUUCAGAUCUUUCAGGAGAUUGCUGAGAACCUGGUUUUUGACAGGCCAGACGAUCCUCUUCAGUUCAUGUUAGAACAGGUACAAUUGAAGAUUCGAAACAGAGAAGAAUCCAACUGCAAACCAGAGAAAAUAGAGUAGGCUAGCAGCCUGUUCUACCAUGCACUGCAGAAGACACCUGCGUCAUUCAAUCAUGAGUAAAACGUAAUUCAUUGCUCACAGUGUCGUCUGUAUAUCUCCGGGGGGACUCCAAAUCACCAGCGAGCAUAGGCCAUUCACAGGAAUACACAUUGGCUAUGUUACACUAUAAACUGCCUCAGCAAUCUAUAGACCAAGUCUUAGUAAAAUGGCAAUGAUUGUGAAGUAGGCUAGCUAUCUUAUAGUCCAAAUGACAAUUUAGCAAGACCAGACAUACAAACAACCUUGUGAUACAAUUUUGAUAUCUCAAAUGCAGAAUAACUUCAUUGCAACAGAAGUAUACAAAUAAAUAUUAUUAUUAUUUAGUAUCCCAGGCAGACUGUUCAAUGCUCAGCCAGUCACCAAAUAGGCUAUUCAGAUGAGCCACUAUAAUGAAGCAAUCUGUGUUUAGACGUUUUCAAGACAUUAAGUCAAAGUUUCAUAAAUUGUAUGUUAGAGUUCAUUAAAAAGCAUUAACAACAUGAAUCAAAACAAAAUGAUUGAUUCUCUUUUAAUCUUUUGAGAAUGAUGAUUUUUUUCUCUAUCUCUAUAAUGUAUUGCUAUCAUCUGGGCACCUAGCCCUUCCCUUGAUAUUAUCAUUUUUUCCUCUUUCUUCCUCCACUUUUUCAUUUGAGAAAAACGUACUGUACUCUGCCUGUGAAGGAAUGGCCACUACAGGCCCUUGUGCUAUCUGUCUGCUACAGCAACACAUCGACCUUGAAACUCCUGAUGCGUUUCAUUUAAUUUGAGUAAGCCCCUGUGGCACCACAGCGUUGUAAAUAAUGAGACUCUGGGGAAACAAUAAUUCUUCAGAAUUUAAAUUCAAAGUAAUUCUUCAGAAUUUGAAUUCUAUCUUCUUUAAGCCCAUCACUGAUAAUAGAUAGGACCAUGGUAACUAGGUCUGUUAGCCAUCAUAGCAAGAGGACUGAAGAAAGUGCCAUGUUAUGUCACCAUGGAGACAGACCUAUACCAUGUGUAGUUCACAUAGUAAUAGAUCAAGUGAAGCACGCUAUCUGAUCUAUGUUUUUCAUGUUUCAAGGUGUAAUUGUAAAGACCGCAAGCCAUGGCAGAUGGAGAAAACAGAAAAACAUAAUGCUAUGGUUAUAACGAGUGAUCAUCCAGUUAUGACAUACUGUAUGCUGUGGAUAACUUUAAACCAAGAACCUGGUCAUACUUUCACAUUUCAGAAUAGGCCUAGGCAUACUCAGUUGGCACUUGGCAGAACUGUUAUAAGUGAGCAGCCUACAUGAAAUUUAUCAACAAUGACAACACUUUUUGGACCAGUUUCCCAAUUUGGUGGUCCACUAAGUUUUGGUUUUGCGGAAAUACAGUCAUUAAAGUUGAGAAGCAACUGUGUUCCAAGGUGGUAUCUUGGGUCACUUUUGUUUUGUUUGUCACUCAGGAUUGUCUUGCUUUUACAAUAAACACUCAAAACUAACCAAACAGGUUUCACAAUCUCACGUUACUUCAAUGAAAGACCAGUCGUGGGGAGCGUUCAUUCUUUAUUUGGUUGUGGAUGUGUCUCACAGGUCACUCCGUUUACCGAGAGAAGAAACAUGACACCUGAUUUGGACACCAAGGACCGCUGCUUUAGGGCCUUGCUUAUCCAAGGCAAUUUGGUCAUUGCAUGCUGCGGGAUUGCCUUGAUGGCCAUGUGUAUCUUCUUCAUAUCGGAUCGAGCCGGAUUGUAUGUUUUGGUCUAUGCUACAGGAAAUGACAGCAUCUGGAGGGGAGCCUGGAUAGGCCUUUUCACUGGGUUUGCCCUUUUCUGCACAUCGAUCUUUGGAAUGCACGCCAUAGUUGUGUCCAAAAGAAAUAUCCUACUUGCUUACAUCCUCCUGAUGGUGAUCAUAUAUGCAUUUGAGGUGGCAUCAGCUAUUACUGCUGCAACACAUAAAGACUGGUUUGUCCCUGACCUCUUCCUGAAGCAAAUGCUACAGAACUACAACAAACCUCUACCAGAUAAUCUGCCCAGCACCCAGGACCAGAUCUAUGUAAUCAACGGGAUAACAGAAGCAUGGAACCGGUUCAUGACUGAGUCUAAGUGCUGUGGAGUGUACGGGCCAGAGGAUUGGGUGAAGUAUGAGUCCCACUUCAGGCAGCAGAACACAGAUGCUGAUCAUCCUUGGCCCAGACAAUGCUGUCAGCAGGAUGCUAUGGGAACCAUCAGCCAUUUAGAAGCCUGCAAAAUUGGGGUUAGCCCUUUCCUGCAUGCACAGGGUUGUUAUGAUUACAUUGCUGGUCCUUUGAUUAGACACAGCUUUGGAGUCUCAUGGUUUGGAUUCGCCAUAUUGUGUUGGACAUUCUUUGUGAUACUGGGAGUCAUUUUCCACUACACUCAGUUGGAUAUCUGAGGAUGACCAACAAAGAAAGCUUCAAAUAAACUUCAGUUCAGACCUACCAGUAAAGAAGUAAUGCAAAUAUAAUGAUCAACUAAUAACCUUACAAUUCAUUACAUUUUAAUGUCUCUAAUCAAAAUGAAAAGAACCAAUAAAUGUACUAAAUACAA